Ruditapes philippinarum (Manila clam) is the source of this 4005-nucleotide messenger RNA. RefSeq lists its product as uncharacterized. The record is from RefSeq and is a predicted model, not a curated record. Gene Ontology annotation, molecular function: oxidoreductase activity, acting on metal ions. Lineage: Eukaryota; Metazoa; Mollusca; Bivalvia; Venerida; Veneridae.
AAAUAUUUAAUAAUAUUUGAAAAAAGGACGAAAUUUAUUCAAGAUGUGAACUUGUUAAAACGUUAUAAAAAUUUUUAUUGAAAUAACGUCAACCCCUCGGGCACAACGUUGACGGAAGCUAUGACGGGGUUGUGGUGAUAACGGUGCAUUUGACUGGCUGUUACUAAUAUCUUUAUAAUAUUGAUAAAAAGUCAGAAAAUAUUUUUAAAGUGAAACUUUUCGGAUGUAAUCUUUUUUUCGGGAAAAGGGCUGGCCUCUUUUAAACUUUUUUUAUGAAGUGUAAAAAAGUAUACUUAAUAUAAUUGUGUGUGAAACAAUAAAAAAAUGGCGCGAAGUAGACAAUCUUGGAUAACAAAAUGUGUAAAUAUUAUAUUUGUUGUGACUUUAAUACAAAUUAUUCAUAUUUCCGGAAUAUAUUCACAGAAGAUCGAUUCGCAAACUGGGCCUUUAAUCCUCAACGUUAAAGAGCCGCCGGAUAUACUAGAUAACGCUAAUUUACAAAACACUAUUCAAAAUGUAAACAAUAGAAAUACGAGGCCGCAAAAUGUGCCUGUAAAUCAAAGACCAAUGAAAUUUCUGUGUAACAGACAAAUUCCAGUUCUCAUGGCGCGGAGAAAUGUUCCGGCGCAGACGACACGCAGUCCAUUUACGGUAACAGCCGUACCGGAAGUGACUGAAACUAACAAGGUUUUACAUGUUAAAGUCGAGUCACAAGAUGGACAAACGUUCCGGGGGUUUAUGAUGCAAGUACUGUCGGCUGAACCGGGGGCAGACGACACGAUACUGGGCGAGUUCAUUUCUACACCAAACGUUAACUUACAAACAUGUUAUUCUAACAACGACACCGCCACGUCUGCAGAUGGAUCAAAAUUGACUUCUACUUAUGUGAUGUGGAAAGCCCCAAACAGCUUGAAAGAUGGAAGUGUUAUUGUAAGGGCAACACUAGUCCAGGAUUACAAAACAUACUGGAUUGAUGUAAAAUCAGACACGAUUUCAUUUGAAGAUAUGAAUACAUCUAAAGAAAACAAUACGGUAAAUAAUGGGAAAGACACAGAUUCUAUCGAUCUAGACAAAUCAAUUGCUGAAACGUUUGAAGGAUUUGAUGGACCAUUUGAAUCGGCAGAUGAAGUUCUUUUGCAUCAAGGAAUAAGGAAAGUGGACAAACUAGAUGGAAAAAGUGGCAACGUUCCCGAGACAGAUGACCAACCAGGAGUUAUAAUUUCACCUCCAAAGUUUGACGAGGCUCCAACCGCCCCGCUACCGCCACCUCGAUAUGUUUACAGAACAAUGAACCAGUUUGCUCCUAAUUUUGAGCCACCUACGACUUCCGAAUUUGUCGGUCAACUGUUAGGUAAUAUGCUCACUGGUGGAAAUAGACAACCAGCUGGAGGGGGUGGUGGUGGGGGUCUCGGAUCCAUGAUGAACAUGAUGGGAAUGGCGUCAAAAAUGUUAGGUGGAGGGAACGGGGGUGGAGGAGGCGGUUUGAUGAGCUCUCUAGGAACAAUGAGUAAAUUAAGCGGUAUGUUAGGGGGCGGGUCUGGUGGAGGAGGCGGUGGUUUAGGCGGACUAGGCGCUCUUUCCUCUAUGCUUGGUGGCGGAGGAGGGAGUCCUAUCGGUGGGAUGCUUGGUGGAGGAACACGUGGUGGUAAUGCCAAUGCUCCACCUCCAGUUCCACCACCUACAAAUAGAGGCGGAGGUGGAAUAGGAGGAAAACUUUCAUCCUUGCUUGGAUUUGGAAAUAAAAAUACUGCAAGCAACGUUGCACCUAUGCCCGUAGGAGGACCUGUAAAUCCUAACAGUAACAGAGAACCAUCUUUAGCUGAUCUUCUAGGAGUUGACCCUUCAAUCGGGAUGGGUAAUACACCAACUGUUAUCCCUGCCGAAGCAAAUCCUAUUGCGGGAGUUUCUGCUGCAAAAGCUGGAGGAGGAAUACUGUCCAAGAUUGGAGGUUUUGCGCCUGUGCUUGCUAUGGCCCCGAUUGCUUUUAGUAUGUUUGGAAAAAAGAAGAAACCAACAACAACAAAUGCCGUUUGGAGCAGGACAACCAGGGUCAGUUCGGAAGGCCUGGAGGACAAUUCGGGAUGCCAGGUGGCAGUCCAGGACAAUUUGGAAUGCCCCCAGGACAAGGAGGUCAAUUCGGAAUGCCACCACAAGGACAAGGAGGGCAAUUUGGAAUGCCACGGUCAACAAGGCCAAUUUGGAGGUGCGCCUGGUCAGUUUGGAAGACCACCUCAAGGGCUUGGAUUUGGACCAACACAACCGCCAGCCUGGCCACCAACAACCGCACCUGCAGCAAGCAAUAGUAAAGACAUACAGCAAAUCAUACAACUCUUAGAGGCACAAAGACUUCAAAUUGAGGCCCUAAAGGCACAGGUAGGAGGAGCAAGCAUCACUAGUCAAAUGGGUGGAUUUGGUAACAUUCCUCUUUCAUUUGGACAGAAAACGAGUGCACAGCUUCUAGGUUUAUCGGGACAGAAUGGUUUAUCAAGUGGCCUUGGUGGGAUAGGAUCUACUUUAUCAACAUUUGAGCCAGUCGGACCUCCUAAGGUUGAACAAAAGCCCCAGUCAUCCUCUAAUAAUGAUCUAUUGCUUCAACAGCUGCUGCAACAAAAUCAAAUGCUUAUGCAACAAAAUCAGCAAUUCCAAACGAACAUGCUCAAUGCCGCACAAGGUCAGGGUCAGUUCGGAGCGACAAGUGGAAACACAUUUAACAGGGUUAACAGAUCUAACGGCCAAAUACCAAUGAAUAAUGGCAUUAAUCCAGCUGAUAGGUUUGGCCAAAAUGCUGGCCAGAACAAUUUUCUUCAAUCCCAGAAUAAUGGUUUACAAAACACAGGUUUAACGAAUGGUUUGUUGCCUGGCAGCGCAAGUAAUGGAUUUUUGAAUUCCGGACAGGCAGGACAAGGGAACGCUGGAAUAGGUGCUGCUAAUAAUGCUUUUAACAGUAUGCCAAAUCAAGGUGCAAAUUCUUUGAAUUCCGGCAUGGGUGGCGGUCAAGGUCCUCAAAGACCGCAAACAGGAGGGUCAUCAACGUUUGGACAAUUUGGAGGCUCAAAUCAGGGUGCUUCGGGCGGUUCAGUUCCUGCAGGAAUGUCAAAUAAUGCUAAUGGUAACGCUAUGGCUAAUCCAGCUGAUUCUGGCAGUGGUGGAAGUUUGACCAGUAUGUUUGGAGGUGGAGGUGGGGGAGGUGGUGGAGGUUUGGGUAGUCUCAUGGGUAACAUGCUUGGAGGAGGUGGUGGCGGCGGAGGCGGCGGUGGUAAUCCACUUGCAAGUUUGAUGGGUGGAGGAGGAGGAGGAGGUGGACCCGAUAUUGGAAGUCUGAUGGGUAGCAUGUUAGGAGGUGGGAAUGGCGGUGGUGGUGGCGGAAUGGAUAUGUCUAAGUUGCUUGGAAAUGUUGAUAUGAACGCCAUGCAGGGGAUGUUAAACGGUGAGCAAGGACAGGAUUUAAUGAAAUCAGUAACGGGGAUGCUUAGUGGACCUGGAGGUGGGGAUCUGAUGAAGGCUAUGGAAGGGAUGAUGUCUGGCAAUGGAAAUCCUGCGGACAUAAUGGGACUGAUGGGCAAAAUGGAUAUGAAUGAACUGCAAGGUAUGGCAAAGCAAGCAGAGGGCUUGAUGGCAUCUUCAGGUAUUGAUCCAGCCCAGAUUCUCGGCAUGAUGGGGUAAUAGAUAAAAGUCAACAUUAGAUGUGUUCCGUGUUUUGAAAAACCGUAUUUCAAAGCAUCAUUCUUAUAGUUUUGUAUAUAAAAUUGUAUCAUAUAAGACAUUGUUUAGAUAUGUUCUUACACAUAAUUUUGAUGAUUUUCAUAUCGGAUAUUUCGAUUCCAGUUUCAAUUUUUUUAUCACUUAAAUGUUAUGAUAGUUAAAGUAAACCCUUGCUGAAUUGUGUCGGAUAUGUUUGUAGAUACACAUAUUAGUGUCAGUGUAAAUUAUAUUACAUUUUUAAUUCAUUGUUAACGUGUGCUGUUGAAUGUGUAAUUUAUUUUCUUUCUUGAAAAAUAAAAUGAA